Molecule: messenger RNA, 2858 nt
Organism: Ctenopharyngodon idella (grass carp)
Lineage: Eukaryota; Metazoa; Chordata; Actinopteri; Cypriniformes; Xenocyprididae
Gene: vps4a
Product: vacuolar protein sorting 4 homolog A
Exons: 11
Coding region: 179-1489 (436 amino acids)
Biological process (GO): endosomal transport; vacuole organization
Molecular function (GO): ATP hydrolysis activity; ATP binding
Source: RefSeq, a predicted model, not a curated record
CCGGGGGACAGAAAAGUAGUGAACACUGGAGGGUAGCAACAUCCGUUUCUAUGCUUACUUAUACCACAUUAUAUGAACCUUCAUUAAAUUAACUAUUUUACUGUUAUCGUUAUUUAACGAGCAAUUUGAAUAUAUUAUAAGUGGUAACUGCAGUGAAACCGCGGGCGCGUGAGAUGAAAUGACAACGUCAACUCUGCAGAAAGCGAUUGAGCUGGUGACUAAAGCCACAGAGGAGGACAAGGCCAAGAACUAUGAGGAGGCACUGAGACUCUACCAGCAUGCUGUGGAGUAUUUCCUGCACGCCAUUAAAUAUGAAGCACACAGUGACAAGGCAAAGGAAAGCAUACGUGGGAAGUGUAUGCAGUAUCUGGACAGAGCCGAGAAACUCAAGGACUACUUGAAAAACAAGGACAAACAGGGCAAGAAACCAGUGAAGGAAACACAAGGCAAUGACAAAAGUGACAGUGACAGUGAGGGAGAAAAUCCAGAGAAAAAGAAACUCCAGGAGCAUCUGAUGGGUGCGAUUGUGAUGGAGAAGCCCAAUGUGAGGUGGAGUGAUGUGGCCGGACUGGAAGGGGCAAAAGAAGCCCUGAAGGAAGCUGUCAUUCUACCCAUCAAAUUUCCACAUCUGUUCACAGGCAAGCGCACUCCAUGGAGGGGCAUUCUUCUGUUUGGACCCCCCGGCACAGGAAAGUCUUAUCUGGCCAAAGCUGUCGCCACUGAGGCCAAUAACUCCACCUUCUUCUCUGUGUCUUCCUCUGAUCUCAUGUCUAAGUGGCUCGGCGAGAGUGAAAAACUGGUGAAGAAUCUGUUUGAUCUGGCUCGCCAGCAUAAGCCGUCCAUCAUCUUCAUAGAUGAGGUGGAUUCUCUCUGUGGAUCCAGAAAUGAGAAUGAAAGUGAAGCUGCUCGGAGGAUCAAGACUGAGUUUCUGGUGCAGAUGCAGGGUGUUGGUAAUAGCAGUGAUGGGAUAUUAGUUCUCGGUGCUACUAACAUUCCCUGGGUCCUUGAUGCUGCUAUUCGCAGGAGGUUUGAGAAGCGCAUCUACAUCCCACUCCCAGAGGAGCCUGCGAGAUCGGCCAUGUUCCGCUUACAUCUAGGUAACACUCCUCACAGUCUGACAGAGGCAGACCUACGUCAGUUGGCCCGCAAAACAGAUGGAUAUUCUGGAGCCGAUAUAAGCGUCAUAGUACGAGAUGCUCUCAUGCAGCCUGUCAGGAAAGUGCAGUCCGCCACGCACUUUAAAAAGGUGCGAGGGCCAUCUCGCAGUAACAGUUCUGUGAUGGUGGAUGAUCUCCUGACCCCAUGUUCUCCUGGUGACCCUGAUGCCAUAGAGAUGACCUGGAUGGAUGUACCAAGUGACAAACUACUAGAGCCCAUAGUGUGCAUGUCUGACAUGCUGCGCUCGUUGGCCACCACACGCCCCACCGUCAACACAGAGGACCUGCUGAAGGUGAAGAAGUUCACAGAGGAUUUUGGACAGGAGGGCUGAACCACAACACACUUUCAAUUCAAACAUCGAUUCAUAUGUAGCUGUCCCAACUCAACCAGGACUUUCUACUCUAAACUAACCCGCAGCAGUGAACAGCAGGAGCAUGUGAUCUAAUCAACAUCUCUAAUCGCCCAGCACUACAGAACAUCAGAUUCAUCCGUUUAAUGUUAAUCGAUAGAAAAGACCGGAGCAUGAAGCUUGCUUGUUUUGUUUACAUUUACAUGAUCAAAUUUGUUGAAGUGUUCAUUUUAUGAAAUUGUUUUGCCUGUCUGCCCUUUAUUCCGAACGAGCUAUCAACAUUACAAUGAGUAUUUAUUUUAAUUUAUUCGCAAUACUUUUGAUUGUUUCGAGCGCUCCUCUAGUGAUGGAUCAUUUUGAGCUUUAUGAGUAUCUAUUGUGUCCAGCUCAGUAUUUCAGCACUCUACUUUCUGAACGUGGUCUGGGUGAAUCUCACGAAAACAUGCCUGGGUCAUGUUUCACCCCAGAAUCCAAAGGAAAGAAAUUUUGGAAGAAUAUGAAGCCUAUUAUUUAUGCUGAUGAUGAUCUCUAUAUAAAGAAAUUUAGAUUUUCUUCAUAAAAAGUGUCACAAUGGGGGGAAAAUAAAUCUUAAUAUUACUAAAAUAGGCUUGAUUUUCUUUUAAAUAAAGAAAAUCAAGCCUAUUUUACAACUAUUCAGAUUGUUUCUCUUUUGAUUCGGGUGAAAUAUGCCCUGGCCGUGUAUUCUGUCAAGCUCACUAUCAACAUUUCACUUAUUUAAAGCAGAUGUGUUCAAAUAAUGAAGUGUGUUAUAGACAUAGCUGUCAUUCAUUCUGAAGAAUACCACGCUGACCUGAACUGAUAAAAAAUUACUUUUAAAACAAUUUGUGCAACUGUAUUUACUUCAGCCAAUCCAAUCUGCUUAAAAUGGAUAACCUUGCCUUCUAACAAUAGUUGUUACAUUAACAAUUUUGAUUUAAUCAAAGGAUAAUUUUCUCUGAAUAUGCGGUGUAUGUUUUCAGACAAAAGCUGAGUUUUCAUUUGAGAAAACAAUGGAGAAUGCUGUGAAGUAAAUAUGCAAGAAUUAAAGGGUUUGUUCACCCAAAAAUGAAAAUUCUGUUCUAAACCCAUAAGACUUUGGUGAAUCUUCUAAACACAAAUUAAGAUAUUUUAAUGAGAGAUUUCUAUCCCUUCUAAUGAAAGUCCAGGUAACUAGUAUUCCAAAAAGGUUAUAAAGGUGUCGUAAAACGAAUCCAUAUGAAUCAAGCGGUUUAAUCCAAGUCUUGUGAAGAGAUAUGAUUGAUGUAUAUGAUGAGCAGAUUUAAUUUUAUUCCUGAUGAAGGUCUGACAGUUGAAACGUUGAGUUGUUAAUAAAUGUUUUUGGAGCUGUAAA